AUGGAGUUCAACAUGGACGAGGUAGCGCCGCCGCGCCGCACCUUCCUGCUGCCUUUUCCCAGGGAGGGACGCGUCUACGACUACAAGUUCGUGCCGGAUGACCACGGCUACUGGGAGCUGUGGACGGUGGCUCUGAAGACGCUGCCCAGUAUCCCGCGCGACAUCCAGGUCAACCAGAUCAUCGUACCCACCGUGGACACCGUGCGCUACACGGAGCUCAUGAGUCUGCUGGUCUACCACCGCAAGCCGGUGCUCUUCUGUGGACCCACCGGAACCGGCAAAAGCAUCUAUACGAUCAACUUCAUGCUGAAUAAGAUGAAGAAGGACAAGUACCUGCCGCUUAUCGUCAAUUUUUCGGCGCAAACGUCGGCCAACCAGACGCAGGACAUUAUCGUCAGCAAGCUGGAUAAGCGGCGCAAAGGUGUUCUGGGUCCGCCGCUGGGCAAGAACCUGGUAGUAUUCGUGGACGACCUGAACAUGCCGUUGAAGGAGACGUACGGCGCCCAGCCGCCGAUCGAGCUGCUCAGACAGUGGCUCGAUCACUGGAUGUGGUACGACCGCAAGGAUGUGGCGCCCUUCAAGCUGGUCGACAUGCAGAUCAUGUCAGCCAUGAGUCCUCCGGGCGGCGGCCGCAACUUCGUCACUCCCCGCUUCACCCGUCACUUCAACCUGAUCAGCAUCAACGAGUUCGACGACGAGACGAUGAAGGUCAUCUUCUCUCGCAUCAUGCUGUGGCACCUGGACACUCGGGGUUUCGGUAAGGAGUUCGAUCCUAGCAUCGAGCAGGUGGUGGGAGCGACAUUGAACGUCUACAAAACGGCUAUGGAGCACCUGCUGCCCACGCCCAACAAGUCUCACUACCUGUUCAACCUGCGGGACUUCUCUCGUGUGAUGCAGGGUGUGCUGCUGUCGGUGCCGGAGGCGGUGGAGGACCUGCCCAGUCUGAAGCGGCUCUGGGUCCACGAGGUGCUGCGGGUCUACUACGAUCGUCUGGUGGACGACACGGACCGCGCUUGGCUGAUCGAGCACCUGAGACAGGUGGCCAAGGAGAACCUGGAGGAUGACCUGGACCAGCUGUUCAGCCGGCUAGACUCGGACGCAGACGGAAAGGUGACGGAGAACGACCUGCGCGCGCUCAUGUACUGCGACUUCUCGGACCCCAAGGCCGACCCGCGCAACUACACCGAGGUCGAGGACCUUGACUAUCUGCGUAGCGUCGUCGACGGCUACCUCAUCGAGUACAACAACAUGAGCAAGAAGCCCAUGAAUCUGGUGUUGUUCCAGUUCGCCAUUGAGCACCUGUCGCGGGUGGCCCGCGUGCUCAAACAGCCGCGAGGCCACGUGCUACUGGUGGGAGUCGGAGGAUCGGGCAGGCAGUCGCUGACGCGGCUGGCGGCGCAUAUCUGCGACUGCGACAUAUUCCAGGUGGAAAUAUCCAAGACCUACGGCAAGAACGAGUGGCUGGAUGACCUGCGCAGUGUGCUGAGCAAGGCCGGCUUCGGCGAGCGGCACUCUGUCUUCCUCUUUACCGAUACACAGAUCAAGGAGGAGUCGAUGGUGGAGGACCUGAACAACAUCCUGAACGCCGGCGAGGUGCCCAACCUGUUCGCACUCGAGGACAAGAUCGAAAUAUGCGAGAAGAUGAGAGUCAUUGACAGACAGCGGGAUAAGUCGAUGCAGACGGACGGCAGUUACGUGGCGCUAUUCAACAUGUUCGUGGAGCGCGUCCGUGACCAGCUGCACGUGGUGAUGGCCUUCUCCCCGAUCGGAGACGCCUUCAGAGACCGUCUGCGCCGCUUCCCGGCCAUUGUCAACUGCUGCACCAUCGACUGGUUCCAGCCAUGGCCGGCCGACGCGCUGCAGGCGGUGGCCACCCAGUUCCUGGCUGAGGUGGAUAUGUCUGAGGACGAGCGGUCCGGCUGCAUCCACCUGUGCCAGUACUUCCACACGUCCACCGAGAAACUGUCACGGCGCUUCCUGGAGCUGACACGCCGACACAACUAUGUGACUCCGACGUCGUAUCUGGAGCUGAUCGCUACGUAUAAGUCGCUGCUGGAUAGACGGAGAAAGGAGGUUCUUAACCAGAAGUCUCGCUAUGAGGUCGGUCUGGAGAAGCUGGCCAACGCUGCCUCGGAGAUCAGCGUCAUGUCGAAGGACCUGACGGACCUGCAGCCGCAGCUGGUUGAGGCCUCCAAACAGGUGGACGAGAUCAUGCUGCAGGUGGAAAAGGACUCUGUGGAAGUAGCCGAGGUGGAACGUAUCGUUAAAGGAGACGAGGCUAUUGCCAACGAGCAGGCCCGCGUCGCCCAGGGCAUCAAGGACGAGUGUGACGCCGACCUGGCCGAGGCGAUGCCGAUCCUCGAGUCGGCCCUGAGCGCGCUGAACACGCUGACGCCCAACGACAUCACGCUGGUGAAGUCGAUGAAGAACCCGCCGACCGGCGUCAAGCUCGUCAUGGAGGCCGUCUGCAUCGUCAAGGGUCUGAAGGCCGACCGCAUCCCGGACCCGAGCGGCAGCGGCAAGAUGGUGGAAGACUACUGGGGACCCUCCAAGAAACUGCUGGCAGACACGAAAUUCCUCGACGGACUCAUCAACUUCGACAAGGACAACAUCCCUCCCAAGGUGAUCAAGGUUCUCCGAGAGCGGUUUAUAUCCAAUCCCGAAUUCGAUCCCAAUAAGGUCAAGGCCGCUUCCACUGCGGCCGAGGGUCUGUGCCGCUGGGUGAUCGCCAUGGAGUCGUACGACAAGGUGGCCAAAGUGGUCGGACCCAAGAAGGAGGCGCUGGGUAAGGCCGAGGGGGAGCUCGCCGAGGCCAUGGGAAAGCUGGAGGCCAAGCGAGCGUCACUGCGCACCGUACAGGAGCGACUGCAGGAGCUGCAGAACAAGCUGGAGGCCAACAAACAGCGCAAGGUCGACCUGGAGAACGAGGUGGAGCUGUGUCAGCUGAAGCUGGAGCGAGCUGAACAGCUGAUCGGUGGUCUGGGUGGAGAGAAGGACCGAUGGAGCAACUCGGCCGUCAGCCUCGGAAAGAAAUACGAAAACCUCACCGGUGACAUUCUGAUCGCGUCGGGCGUGGUGGCCUACUUGGGCGCGUUUACCUCGUCCUACCGCUCCGAACAGGUGGUCGACUGGAUGGACCGCUGCGUGGAGAAGGCCAUCACCUGCAGCCCAGAGUUCGAGCUCAGCUUGGUGCUCGGCAAUCCGGUGGAGAUACGCGCCUGGAACAUACACGGCCUGCCCACCGAUCUGUACUCCGUGGACAACGGUGUUAUCAUGAAGAACGCUCGCCGCUGGCCUCUGAUGAUCGACCCCGAGGGUCAGGCCAACAAGUGGAUCCGAAACAUGGAGAAGGCCAACCAGCUGCACGUGGCCAAGGGCAACGACGCAGACUUUGUCCGCUCGCUGGAAAACGCCAUCCAGUUCGGAAACCCGGUGCUUUUGGAGAACAUUGGCGAAGAGCUGGACCCGAUGCUGGAGCCGCUGCUGCUCAAGCAGACGUUCAAACAGGCCGGCGCCAUCUGCAUCAAGCUCGGGGACUCUGUGCUCGAGUACUCGCCGGACUUCAGGUUCUACAUGACUACCAAACUGCGUAACCCGCACUACCUGCCCGAGAUCGCUGUGAAGGUGGCGCUGCUCAACUUCGGUAUCACGCUGGCCGGUCUGCAGGACCAGCUGCUCGGUACUGUCGUGUCCCGGGAGAAACCCGACCUGGAGGAGGAGCGCAGUCAGCUGAUUGUGCAGUCAGCUGAUAACCAGAGACAACUGAAGGAGAUCGAGGACAAGAUUCUGGAGGUGCUGUCCACCUCCGAGGGCAACAUCCUCGAGGACGAGACGGCCAUCAAGGUGCUCAGCUCGUCCAAACUGCUCAGCAACGAGAUCGCCGAGAAACAACAGGUGGCCGAGGAGACCCAGAAGAAGAUCAGCCUGGCGCGCAUGGGCUACACGCCGAUCGCCAAACACUCGUCCAUCCUGUUCUUCAGCAUUACCGAUAUGGGCUGCAUCGACCCCAUGUACCAGUACUCGCUGGGAUGGUUCUUCGGAUUGUUUGUCAACUCGAUCGACAACACGGAGAAGUCUGAGGACCUGGAGAAGCGGCUGUACACGCUGCAGGACCACUUCACCUACUCGCUGUACACCAACGUCUGCCGCAGCCUCUUCGAGAAGGACAAACUCCUGUUCUCGAUGCUGUUGGCCAUCAACCUGCUGCGCGCUCGCGGCGAGCUGGAUGAGGCCGAGUGGCUCUUCCUGCUGACGGGAGGAGUCGGCCUGGACAACCCGCACAAGAACCCGGCGCCCUGGCUGCCGCCCAAAAACUGGGACGAGCUCUGCCGGCUCUCACAGCUGCCCACGUUUGCCGGUAUUCGUGAGGAGUUCGAGGCGUCGACCGCUCCGUGGAAGGCCAUCUUUGACAGCGUGACGCCGCACAGCGAGCCGCUGCCGAGCCGCUGGAACAAGCUCAUCACCCUGGAGAAGAUGUGCAUCCUGCGCUGUCUGCGACCGGACAAAAUGGUGCCCGCCGUGCAGGGCUUCGUCUCAGAGUGUCUGGACCACCGGUUCAUCGAGCCGCCGCCGUUCGACCUGGCCAAGUCGUUCGCCGACUCGCACUGCUGCGCGCCGCUCAUCUUCGUACUGACGCCUGGAGCAGACCCCACGGCCGUGCUGCUCAAGUUUGGAGACGAUAUGGGUUUCAGCGGCCCGAAGCUGCAGUCGCUGUCUCUGGGCCAGGGCCAGGGUCCGAUCGCCAUGCGGAUGGUCGAGGACGGCGUCAAGAACGGCACCUGGGUGGUGCUGCAGAACUGCCACCUCGCCAAGUCCUGGAUGCCCUCCCUCGAGAAGGUGUGUGAGGAGCUGAGUCCGGACACGACCCACCCGGACUUCCGUCUGUGGCUGACCUCCUAUCCGGCCGACCAUUUCCCCGUGGCGGUGCUGCAGAACGGCGUCAAAAUCACCAACGAGCCGCCCAAGGGACUGAGGGCCAACGUUAAACGCUCGUACCUGAGUGACCCUAUCGUCGAUCCGUCAUUCUUCGGCGAGUCCAAGAACCCGAGCUCGUUCAAGGCGCUGCUCUACAGCCUGUGCUUCUUCCACGCUCUCAUCCAGGAGCGUAGGGCAUACGGCGCGCUGGGAUGGAACACGCCAUACGAGUUCAACGAGACCGACUUGCGCAUCAGUGUCACCCAGCUGCGUAUGUUCCUGGACGAUUAUGAGGAGGUGCCAUUCGAGGCGCUCCAGUAUCUGUUCGGCGAAUGUAACUACGGAGGCCGCGUCACUGACAACUGGGACCGGCGCACCCUCAACACCAUCCUGCGCCGCUGUCUCUGCAGGGAGGUGCUGACCAAGGAGCGAUUCGCCCUCGAUGACGAUGGUCACUACCUGAUCCCGCCGGAGGGCGAGCACCAGGACUACAUCGACUUCAUCCAGCGACUGCCGAUGCUGGCCGCGCCAGAGGUGUUCGGCAUGAACCCCAACGCCGACAUCACCAAGGACCAGAACGAGACCAACAUCCUGUUCUCCAGCGUACUGCUUACACAGGGCGCGGCGACCGGCGGCGGCGGCGCGGCCUCCGACGACGCCGUCUACCACAUCGCCGACGACAUCGUCAGGCGCCUGCCGGACAACUUUGACAUCGACUUUGUACUGAAGAAGUAUCCGACCAUGUACGAGCAGAGCAUGAACACGGUGCUUGUGCAGGAGAUGGGCCGCUUCAACGCGCUGCUCACAGUCAUCAGGCAGAGCCUGCUCUCGCUGAAGAAGGCCAUCAAAGGUCUGGUGGUGAUGUCCGCCGAACUGGAGGAAGUCUUCACCAGCUGUAUGACCGGCAAGAUCCCCAGCAUGUGGCGCGCCAAGUCCUACCCGUCGCUGAAGCCUCUCGGUAGCUACGUCACAGACUUCCUGGCACGACUUCAGUUCCUUCAGAAAUGGUACGAGGAGGGCCCGCCGGUGGUGUUCUGGGUCUCGGGCUUCUACUUCACGCAGGCCUUCCUGACGGCCGCCCAGCAGAACCUGGCGCGCAAAAACACCAUCCCCAUCGACCUGCUCACAUUCGACUUCCAGGUACUGGAGGACAAGGAGUACACGGAGCCGCCCGAAGACGGCGUCUACGUCACCGGCCUCUUCAUCGACGGCGCCUGCUUUAGCCGGGAGAAGAAGGUGCUGGACGAGUCGCCGCCCAAAAUACUCUACGAUACACUGCCCGUGCUCUGGAUGAAACCCGUCAAAAAGGACGAGCUGCCGGAGCGUCGCAGCUACACGUGUCCCUGCUACAAGACCUCGGAGCGCCGCGGAACGCUCAGCACCACGGGACACAGCACCAACUUCGUACUGGCCAUCGAGCUGCCGACGGACCGUCCUCAGGAGCACUGGAUCCGGCGCGGCGUGGCGCUGCUCUGCCAGCUCUCCGAGUAGGGCGAGGCACGGGAAAGACGCUAGUGGGGAGGCAGUGAUGGACAGGGUUACAGUGAGGUGUCAACCGCUGCAGUGGUCAAAGGCAGUGGGUGGACUUACUUGGAUUGAAAGACGAUUGUAAUCGUGGUGUGAGGGGGAAAUGGACUCGUGAUGCCAUGAUAUUUAGUAGCUCGGCGUGCUAAGGCUCGCCGAGUGACAGAACCUUUCCAUGAGCCGUGAACUGCAGCGGCCUUAUGUAUAAGGCGAGGGCUUUACGCCCACGGUGGUUUAUGUCGAUCGAUCCGACGGUCCGUCCAGGUACGGCCGGGAGUGAGGGAUGAAAACGAUGCUAGUCAUGUGCGAUCGCAGAUAGAAUGGACACAUGUAGUGCGAUCUCAGGAGAUAGCUAUACCAAAGAGCUCUAGUCAAGUUAGGAGAGGUAUGGAUCGUGCAGCAAUAUUGUAUGAAAUACAAAUUUCCAGUUUGACAACAAA
Messenger RNA from Amphibalanus amphitrite, 6878 nucleotides. RefSeq names its product dynein axonemal heavy chain 7-like. The coding region runs from base 1 to 6405 and encodes 2134 amino acids. The record is from RefSeq and is a predicted model, not a curated record. Gene Ontology annotation, biological process: microtubule-based movement. Gene Ontology annotation, cellular component: dynein complex. The transcript is spliced from 39 exons. Gene Ontology annotation, molecular function: minus-end-directed microtubule motor activity; dynein intermediate chain binding; dynein light intermediate chain binding. Lineage: Eukaryota; Metazoa; Arthropoda; Thecostraca; Balanomorpha; Balanidae.